AACAAAGCAACCGAUUCCAAAAAGCAACAGAAAAAAUUUAUAUAAAAAAACUAAAAGCAACAACAACAAACCAAACCGGUUACAGCACAGCUGCGACGCUCAUCAAACAAAUCGUGUGGCUGCUAGCCACUGCCAGCAACAACAAUAAAACUACCAACUUGACCAUGUCACCGCUUGUCAGUAAACUCAGCAAGACUUUCCGUUGGAUCCGUUGGUCCACCAUUAUUGCCAUACUCUUCUAUAUGUUCUUCAUUGGGCUAAUAUUGCACGGCACCACCUAUAAACUGCACUACACACUCAAAUCGGUGGGGAGUAGUAGCAGCAGCAGUACAGAGUUGCAUGGUCGGACGUCAUCAGCGCAACAUCAACAACAACAACAACUACAGCAACAAACAGAAGAAUAUGCACACAAAUAUCCAAUAGAGCCAGGAGAAGUAGGCAAAGAAAUAGAAAAACUACAACGAGCAAGUCAAAAGAGGAGUGAGCGAAAGAAGCUGAAGCAGCCCACAUCGGUGGCGGAGCAGUCGAGCGCAGCGAACGGAAAUAAUGUGCUGAAUACACCGCCGGAAGCUGCGCUGGCCACAACGUACCAGCAACAGAAAAUGCUAAGGCGUGGCAAAGAAGCGGAAGAGCGCGGGGAUAGCACCAUGGCGGUUGGUGUUAGUACCGUUGUGGCUAAUAGUGUAGCUGGCGCUGUGCAACGCGGUGGUAUGCGGCGGCGAGCUGGCAGCAAAUCUAGCGAACCGGAAACUGUUAUUUUAGCAGCGAGCUCCGUGAACGAAAAACAAAUUCUCGAGAAGGUAUUAAAACGUGCCGAUCGCGAUCACAACUCACAGUUGACAAUCCAAGAACUCGCCGUAUAUAUCAAUCAAAAGAUCAUCGAUCACAUUGAGGAGGCAAUACAAAAUAAUCCACGCGAAUUUCAGCGCGUCGACAUAGCGCCCGCUGACGGUUUAAUCACAUGGGAGGAAUACCAUCAUUUCUUUCUCAAAGAGCACGGCAUGACGGAGGCAGACAUUGAUGAGCACAACGAAAUCAAACACACCGCAUUGAAUAGGAAGGCGCGCGAAGAUAUGAUGCGCGAUAAGGCGCGUUGGUCCGAAGCGGCGCGCACCGAUCUUUUUAGUCUGACAAUCGAUGAAUAUCUCUCGUUUCGGCAUCCAGAAUCGAGUAUAUCAAAUUUACUCGAAUUAGUUGACGAUCUGUUGCGACAAUUCGAUCAGGAUGGCGAUGAUCAGCUGACAAUCGAAGAGUUUUCCGAAGUGAAUGUGGAUGAUGAUGAAGAUUUGCGCAGAAAAUCGCUCAUCUCACAAACGGUGGUGGAGAGAAGGGAGGAAUUUAAGCGCAUAAUUGAUAAGAAUAACGAUGGCAAAGCGGAUAGAGAGGAGUUGUUGAACUAUGUAAAUCCGAAGACGCCACGUUAUGCGCUACAAGAGGCGGCGACGCUCUUCAGCUUGUGUGAUGAGAACAAAGAUGGGCGACUGACUUUAAAUGAGUUAACUGAGAAUGCAGAGAUUUUCCUUACAUCAAAAAUGAUAGAUACGGCUAAUAGUUUUCACACGGAAUUCUAAAUGCACCACACACACA
Rhagoletis zephyria (snowberry fruit fly) is the source of this 1587-nucleotide messenger RNA. It is a transcript of the gene myd, whose product is annotated as stromal cell derived factor mayday. Gene Ontology annotation, biological process: calcium-ion regulated exocytosis. The record is from RefSeq and is a predicted model, not a curated record. Gene Ontology annotation, molecular function: calcium ion binding. Gene Ontology annotation, cellular component: endoplasmic reticulum. Lineage: Eukaryota; Metazoa; Arthropoda; Insecta; Diptera; Tephritidae.